Messenger RNA from Sorex fumeus (smoky shrew), 1083 nucleotides. Its product is annotated as CAP-Gly domain-containing linker protein 1-like. Gene Ontology annotation, biological process: cytoplasmic microtubule organization; positive regulation of microtubule polymerization. The transcript has 6 exons. NCBI's taxonomy places the organism in Eukaryota, Metazoa, Chordata, Mammalia, Eulipotyphla, Soricidae. The record is from RefSeq and is a predicted model, not a curated record. Bases 1 to 1083 code for a protein of 360 amino acids. Gene Ontology annotation, molecular function: microtubule plus-end binding. Gene Ontology annotation, cellular component: nucleus; microtubule plus-end; cytoplasm.
AUGAGUCUGCUGAGGCCCAGCGGGCUGAAGGCCCCCACCAAGAUCCUCAAGCAUGGGAGCUGGGCCCUGAAGGCACCCUCGGCCGCGGCUGCUCCCAUUGAGAAGACCAUGCCUGGGGAGAAAACCCCCAGCGCCCCCUCCUCGGAGAUGCAGGAGGAGUUUGUGGGCGACUUUCAGGUCGGGGAACGAGUCUGGGUGAACGGGAACAAGCCUGGAUUCAUUCAGUUCCUCGGGGAGACCCAGUUUGCCCCUGGUCAGUGGGCCGGGAUUGUCUUGGACGAGCCCAUGGGCAAGAACGACGGCUCGGUGGCGGGUGUGCGCUACUUCCAGUGCGAGCCGCUGAAGGGCAUCUUCACCCGGCCGUCCAAGCUGAGUAGGAGCUUGCAGGCCCACGAUGAGACCAACGACCAGCAGCCAGCGCCUGCCGCCUGGGCCACACCGCCCCUGUCGGCCUUCCCGGUCCCUGCCGGCACCCAGAAGGUGCCCCAGCCCCCCGCGAAGGAAUCACCGGCCACCCCUCACAUCAGCAGCCUGACCAGGAUGGCCAGCGAAUCCAUCUCCAACCUUUCUGAGGCCGGCUCCCUCAAGAAAGCCGAGCGGGAGCUGAAGCUCGGGGACUGGGUGCUGGUGGGAGGCAUGGAGGCCGGUGUGGUGCGCUUCCUCGGGGAGACGGACUUCGCCAAGGGGGAUUGGUGCGGCGUAGAGCUGGACAAGCCACUGGGCAAGAACGAUGGUGCCGUGGCCGGAACGAGGUACUUCCAGUGUCAGCCCAAGUAUGGCUUGUUUGCUCCCAUUCACAAAGUCACCAAGAUUGGCUUCCCGUCCACCACGCCGGCCAAGGGCAAGGUGGCCGCCGUGAGGCGUGUGAUGGCCACCACCCCCGCCAGCCUGAAGCGCAGUCCUUCGGCCUCGUCGCUCAGCUCUGUCAGCUCCGGGGCCUCAUCCGUGAGCAGCAGGCCUAGCCGCACGGGACUAGUAUUGCCGGAAACCUCCUCCCGCUACGCCCACAAGAUCUCUGUCCUGAUGGCGGAGGCUCUCGCCAUCCUGGACUCCCACAUGGAGGCGCAGAUCUGCUGCCUCUGA